Messenger RNA from Cherax quadricarinatus, 352 nucleotides. Lineage: Eukaryota; Metazoa; Arthropoda; Malacostraca; Decapoda; Parastacidae. The record is from RefSeq and is a predicted model, not a curated record.
GUUUCAUGGCACAGUUGAUUCAAGGCAAGACAAUAGAGGCUUGCAUCAAAUGCGGAAUUUGGGCAGCAACAGAGAUCAUUCAGAGAUCUGGCUGCAGCUUCUCUCAGGAUGUCCGUUACACGAAUGAGUGAACUUGACCACACGGCUUUGUUGGCUUAUAACCAUAACUUUUUUAUAUUUUCUAUCCUAAUUUUGUAAAAGAUGUACAGGAAAUCGUUUAUAUACAUAGGUGUUGCAAAAACUACGCCAAUGACCAUUUAAAUGUUAAUCCAGAAUAAAUUACUAUACUGUUAUUAAGUGAAAUUGCCUUUAAAAUGAUCCCAUUUGUUACAUAAUAAAAGACUAAAUCUUU